AUGUUCGGUGCGCUGAAUCGCUUCAUUGGCCGCCUAGAUGGCGAGCCGCCCCAACAGUCUCGAAAUGGGCCGAACGACAACGCCUUCGGCUUCCAAGUGCUGCGCAACAAGGACCCCGAGCUGCCCUUAGAACCUUGGUUUGAUUUUAUUGUAGGAAUCAAUGGACAUAUCAUUGUCAGUUAUUAUCUUUUUGGACGGGUUCAGACGAGAUCGCUGACAGAGCGCUCUCUACAGGAGGAUCCGGACCCGAACCUGUUUACAACAGAAGUGCGCAAUUGCGCGGGAACCAGUCUGCGACUGGAAGUCUGGAGCGCAAAGGGCCAACGAACACAUUCAGUCACCAUCCCCGUGCCCGCCGGCAACCCGUCUCUCGGCCUCGCGCUCCAACUCGCUCCCCUCUCAUCCACACAGCACAUCUGGCAUGUGCUGGGCAUUCCGUCACCACUAAGUCCCGCCUACCGUGCGGGCCUGCUUCCGCACUCAGACUACAUAAUUGGCACCCCGAGCGGCACGCUAAGGGGCGAGUCGGCGCUGGGAGAGUUGGUGGAGGAUCACCUGGACCGCACGCUAGUGCUAUGGGUAUACAACAGCGAAUUUGACGUGGUUCGCGAGGUAGAGCUCGUUCCCACGCGCGGAUGGGGUGGCGAGGGUGCUGUCGGUGCAGAGCUGGGAUAUGGCGCUCUGCAUCGACUACCGGUGGGACUAGGCGAGGAGGUGGAAGGGCCGGGCGAGGUCGUCUUCGAGACGCGAGAAGACGGUACCUCUGCACCGGUCCUCGAUUCGUCUGGCGCCGUUCCGGGCGUGGGCGAGCCAUCAGCGAACUAUUUGGUUCCUGCCAACCUGUCCGCGCCCCCGCCGAUUGCUCCUCCUCCGCGCGCUGGUGGUGUGGCUUCGCCUGAAGGGACAUCAAAAUCCCCUGCGAGCCGCCGAAAGUCACGGCAUGCCGGGGUGUCUCCCAAUAAUGCAUUCGAUGACUAUUUCGCUGAGGGUGAGCAGAAGAGCCGUGAGCAGGACUUUGCACCCUCGCGGAAGGGGACUCCUCUACCUCCGCCACCAAAAUUAGGGCCCUCGCCAUCUCACUCUGAAAGUCCGGCUCCUGCAUCGGGAGAGGAUGCUGCAGAGGGUGCUAUAGAGGAGCCGGCGGGUGAAGCACAGGAGUGA
Penicillium lagena is the source of this 1161-nucleotide messenger RNA. RefSeq lists its product as uncharacterized. Lineage: Eukaryota; Fungi; Ascomycota; Eurotiomycetes; Eurotiales; Aspergillaceae. The transcript has 2 exons. Gene Ontology annotation, molecular function: protein binding. Bases 1 to 1161 code for a protein of 386 amino acids. The record is from RefSeq and is a predicted model, not a curated record. Gene Ontology annotation, cellular component: Golgi apparatus. Gene Ontology annotation, biological process: Golgi organization.